Molecule: messenger RNA, 954 nt
Organism: Thelazia callipaeda (thelaziosis nematode)
Lineage: Eukaryota; Metazoa; Nematoda; Chromadorea; Rhabditida; Thelaziidae
Source: the annotation of a GenBank genome assembly
AUGUAUGAUAUUGUGAUAGUAGCACUUGUUAGUUUCACUCAUGAUCGUAAAAUAAUAGGGAACGAUUCGCUUCUAAGAACAAUAAAAACAGCAAAGGAAACUUUGGCAAGAGUGGAGCAACAGGAAAAGGACUUUUAUCAACUCUGUGGACAAUGUGAAAGCGACGUGUUGCGGAAUAUUAUCUUAGUACAACAACGUGAAAUUUAUAUGAAAGAAAAGUGUUUGAAACGAUUCGAUCGCUGUGUAGACAAUGUAAAUAAUCAUCUAAAAGUUAUGGAAGGUGAAGCACUUGCUGCUAUUUCUGCUUCUUGCAUCUCAGAAACAAGUACUGGAACACAUAAUUCUUCUGUGAAAAGAAAUAAAGAUGAUAAAUUGGCAGAUGAUUCUUCACCAACUACCGAUUUGCCGGUCGAUGUUUCGCAGCAAAUAGCUGAAAUUGGUGAAGAAUUGAACAAGUUAGAAGAACAAGUUGAUGGCAUUGAAAUACGUGUAAAAGAUGAUUUAGAAGCAGAACAGAUCGACAUUACAUUUCCGAUAACAGAAAUCAUUGAUUGCAUGACAGCAUUGAAAGUCACAAUGUUCAAACGUCAUUCAUUAACUAAGCAGUUGCACAAUAUUGUUUUGAGUAAUAAUAAAUUCGUAGAAGAAGCGAAGAUCAUGAAAAAAGGUUAUGCCAUAUGGACGAAAGAGGAACGUGAAGAUCUGUUGAACAAAUUGGCAUUGCUUGAGAAGUCACUUGCACAUCUUGAGCAAUUUCCUUUAAUUCGGAACAAUGAAUUCAGCAGAUACUACCCUCUGACAAAUGACUUAGCCAUUCUCAAACGUACGAUUGUACGUUUCUUGGAUAAGUUCGAGGUAAAAAUGAAAUCUGAUUUCAAAACUUCUACAUCCAUGAAACAAACGUGUCAGCACCAGUGCACAAUAAACUGUCUACAAAAUGAGAUUGCUGCUUAA